Messenger RNA from Rhipicephalus sanguineus (brown dog tick), 1191 nucleotides. Its product is annotated as E3 SUMO-protein ligase PIAS1-like. NCBI's taxonomy places the organism in Eukaryota, Metazoa, Arthropoda, Arachnida, Ixodida, Ixodidae. Gene Ontology annotation, biological process: regulation of transcription by RNA polymerase II; protein sumoylation. The transcript is spliced from 2 exons. The record is from RefSeq and is a predicted model, not a curated record. Gene Ontology annotation, molecular function: transcription coregulator activity; SUMO ligase activity; zinc ion binding. The coding region runs from base 1 to 1191 and encodes 396 amino acids.
AUGGCUUGCACUGCCAUCACCGUAGCUGGCAAGUUGGAGCACCGCGUGGUUGGACACGAAGUUUACGUCGUCACACGUCUCGUAAGUGGUCGCGUUCGGCAUUAUCCGCACGUCUACUUCAAGAGGCAACCUUUCUACCAUGUCCUGGCCACACUGCUCCCGGCGACGAGCCUCAAGAGCGACGGAAGGUCGCGGUGCAACAAGUCUUUUCACUUCCAGUUCCUGCCGUAUCACGUGAACGAAAUAUUCAAGUCGAUGUCGGAUCACAUAGCGACGGGUUCGGAGUUCUGGGUGGAGGUGCACCUUCGUUUAUGCUUAGACGACAGGCUCGGCGAACAGGAGGACAGCUAUCAGGAGGACAGCUACCCAGCCGGUUUGACCGUGAAGGUCAACGAUCAGGCCUGCGUACUGCCGGCGUCGAUUCCUGUGCUGGCGCCCGGCGGUGCGACCAUGCGCGUGCGCCUGCCCGUCAACAUAAUCUCCUCCUGCUUUCUGUAUCCUGGCGUCAAGAACAAGCUUUCGCUGAGCUGGCAGCGUGAAUGGGACCGUGAGUACGUCGUCGGCGUGUUCCUGGUUCGGAAGCAAUCGGCGGCCACGAUUCUUCGCGAACUGCAGCAGAGAAAGGCGCCGAACACGGCCAUGACCACAGAGCUGAUCAAGGAGCAGGAGCGAGCAAGUGGGGGCGGUGACAUCGCGGUGACGAGUUUUCAAGCUUCUCUCACGUGCCCGCUGAGCAAGAAGCGGAUGAGCGUCCCGUGCCGCGCGCUCGGGUGCAAGCACAUACAGUGCUUCGACGCUCCGAGCUACUUGCAGAUCAACGAGACGCGGCCCACGUGGAUGUGUCCCGUGUGUGGUCGGCGGGCCGCAUUCUUCUUGCUAUUCGUAGACCAGCUUUUUAAGGAGAUUGUCGAGAAGGCGCCCGCCGAAUGCGACAGCGUUCUCUUCCGCAAAGACGGCUCCUGGACUCCGUCGGCGUCGCCGAAGGAUGGCUUCCUAGCUGGAAAAGCCUGGUCGUUGAGUGCUAGGAGCUCGAAGGGGCCUUCGGCGUCCUCGUCUAACGAGCACGACGGGUGGCCCAACAAGCGGCGUAAGACGAAGUUUGUUGACCUCACCGUGGAUGCUAUUGACCUUACCGAGCACAGCCGUGACGAGGCGAUCGGCCGUGGAGCUGACUUUGGUCUUCGACCGUAG